Molecule: messenger RNA, 3343 nt
Organism: Drosophila montana
Lineage: Eukaryota; Metazoa; Arthropoda; Insecta; Diptera; Drosophilidae
Exons: 17
Coding region: 198-3014 (938 amino acids)
Source: RefSeq, a predicted model, not a curated record
UUACUCGUAUUUAUUUUUUUAAAAAUUAAUUAUUUAACACAAUUAAUCUAAAAAUCAAUACAUAAUUAUUUAUUUUGUUUCAUAAACGUUUUGUAAAGAAUAUUUUUGUGGGGUUUUCCUUGUGCACAUUUCUUUGCUUAACUGUGAUUCUAAUGAUGCUGACCGCCCGCUGGAUAUUCGCGAUGCGCUGCUGAACAAUGGAUCUGGCAGAUCAAAUCGAUGACUAUAUUUGCUCAUUCGAGGGACUUGGUGACUUAACAAUGGAUUCCCUAGCCAUAUUCAUAUUCUUGUGGGCCGUGCUGGCCCUAUUCUCCGUUUGGCUGUGCAAGCUGCUUUACCACAAGUAUCUCAACAAGGGCGCUUCCGCCAGCGCCAGCAACAGUCGUCAGGGCAGUGUGGCACCCGGUGGUGCCUUGGGGGCCAGCGGUGCUAAGCAGGAAAAACGGCUGUCUGAGCCACGCGAUCUGCUGGCCACCAAAAGCAAAGUAGAGGAUUUGUCCAAGCCACUUACGGGUGGUGGCUCAGCGGGGCGUGGACGUUCCACCGCCUCGCCCAUGGGCGGCAGCGGCGCUGCUGCCGGUCCGCGACGUCGUGUGGUGCGUCAGAGCUCAACGGGACCAGAGAAUCGCAAGAAACGCUACGUGCCGCCGCCUUCGAAUGUGGUCGGACCAGAAACGAGCUCCGUUACGUGGACGAGCCAAGUGUUCCGCUGGCUGUACAGCGAUCUAGUUAUAGUCAACGAGCUGCUCAUGUCCUGGGUGAUAGCCAUCAACGAUACGCUGCGCAAGUCCGUCGAGGAGCAUGGCGUGGCCGUUGAAGUGGUCCGUGUGCUGCCCGACAGUCCGGCACCGGGCCUGAACAAUAUCUUCUGCAACUGCGAGGAGCACAAUCCGGCUGAAAUGCUGAUCACCUUCGACUGCGAUGCGAUGCCUGUGCUGCAGGUGAAGACCUUCCGGCAGAAGGCGGGCAAGGUGGAGACCUCGCAUUAUAAGGUUACCGUGUCGCGAUUCCGUGCACGCAUGUCCAUACCCAUCAACUAUAAUACGCUUAAGGGUGAGAUGCGUGUCGACGGCUAUCCGGACGUACGCAUUGCGAUGAACAGCGUGGGCGCCAUCAAGGCCUUGGAUCAGGAUGAGCAGCAGCUGCAGACUGUCAUCGGCGACAUACUGACGACGGCGCUGCGUGAGACCGUCUAUCCGGUGGACUUCUCCAUCUACUCGACCUGCCCGCGCGCCGAGGUGGAGCCCAUGGAGCUGCCUCACAACAUGGAGCACCUGGGAGCGGGUAUCCUGCGCGACUCCCAGCACAUGGUGUCCGGCCGGCGUUUGCUUGUGAAGAUCGUCAAGGGCGAGGGCCUGCGAGACGCUCACGAGCCGUAUGUGGUCAUUGAGAUGGAUGAGCCGGCGCAGAAAAACCAAACGGGCACGCAGCGCGGCAGCAAGCCUUACUGGGAUGAGCACUUCCUCUUCGAACUCUCCCCACAAUCUGCUGAAAUACUCUUCGAGGUCUACGACCAUCCAGUGAUUGCAUCGGAUCCGCCCAAGUUCCUUGGCCUCGGCCUAGUUGGCAUCGACGAGCUGGCUGUGGGGCCCGCCUCCACGCAACUGCUGCAGUUGCAGCCGCGACCUUACGAAACGCAGCCUGUGUCAGGCGCCAUAACCGUGGACUUUGUGUUCAUCGAGGGCGCCGAGAUUCCGGCCAGCUCGCGUCCGAAUCGCCUGAAGGAGGCCCUGCGCCUCAGCACGCCCGCCAUUAACGAGCACAUACGCAAUGGUGCCGACCUGGCCGAUGCCGCGGUCCGAGCCCUGCAGGACGGCACUCUCUCGGGCACUAGCGGCGGGCAGCCCAGCAAGAGCACCCUGAUCAUCCACAGCGUGCAGCGGAACUCGAGCAAUCCAAAUGCAUUUAAGGUCGAGCUGAACAAAGAUGGUCAGAUUGAGGUCGUCGAAUCUCCCACUGAGCUCGACCAGGUUGUUGCCCAGGCCUUCGAGCGUGCCGCCACCGAGGCGGCCAACAUGGCCAGCGCCGCCUCGGCCGACUUGGUAGAUGGCCCGGCCAGCGAAUCCGCAAACACGACAGGUAACAAUAACUACAUCGAGGAAAGCACAGCCGAGUUUGGUCAGCCAAAUGCCGCCUCCUCGCCGAACAACAGCGGCUACACACAGCACAACAACUACAGCUUAAAUGGAAACAGCAAUCUCGCCGGGCACGCCAAUGGCAGCGGCAGCGGCGGCGCCUUGGCCCACAACUCGAACAGCUUGCCCAGAAAUGGCGGCAGCUCGGCGUACUCGGGCCUGCAACAGCCGUCGGGCGUAGAUUUAGACGGCCGUGGUCGCAGCAAAAAACGUAAUUUCUUUGGCACCCUCAAGAAGCGGCUCAGCCGCUCCAAAACACGCACCCUCUCGGCCGACCAGCCCAAUAACAACCAUAAUUCACAAUCAGCCACCAAUUCCGCCAAUACAACAACAGCCACUGGACUCACAAGAACAGCCACAGGAGCCCUUAAUGGUGAAUCUUCCCGUUCAUUAUCUGUCGAUCGUGCCACUCUGUCUAAAAGCAAUUCACUUGGACCCCGCAUGGGAAUUGGCUCAUCCAUCACCGACCACUCACGACGCUCUUCAAUUUCAGAAUCCUCAGCCAUCUCCGGCUUCUCCUCGGCCAGCAACAAAACCUAUGUCCAUGAGGCAUCCACAUUGGUCUUAGAAACGGUUGAGAAUGGCGUUAAGCGCCACUUUAUCGUGCCGCUGGCCAUUGCCCAAAGGCCCCGCUGGCGACGCAAGGGAACCAAGCUGCACAUCUACAAUGACCACACGUUCAUUGCCAAGCAUUUGAGCGGCAGUGGCCUGCAGUGCUCGAUCUGCAUGAAGUCGAUACCCCGGCGGCCAGGCAAGCAGGGCUACGAGUGCCGCGACUGCCAGCUGAUCUGUCACAAGCAAUGCCACAUACGGGCCCCACAGGCGUGCCCCAAUCCCACUGUUCUCUCCAUGGAACUGGCCUCAUAUCCGGAUGCCUAGUGAUCAGUAAAUAUAAGAGCACAAUAUAUAUAUAUUUGAUGUUUUUCAAAAAGUUUAAGGUAACAACAAGAGUUUAUGUGCAAGAGUUAAAUCCAAAAUAUGCAAUAUUUCGUCAUUUUGACGCCAAGAGCAAAAUAUUGUAGACUAAAAAAAUAUUCAGAGAGCAGAGAGUUUUAGGAUCACGUCCGGUUCCGGUUCCGGUUCCGCUCAACUCAACAGUUCAGUUUUUUUUCCUGAACUUCCGUUUUCUAACGUAGGACAAUGGAACGAAACUAAACUCAGCUGCUGCGGAUCGAAGCAUUAGGAAAUUGUAAAAAUCUACAAUCUAA